UGUGCGUCCUACCAUUGAUCCAUCCACUAACCCCAUCGGAUCUCACGAGAGCGUGAAGCUCGCCUGUCGCCAUGUCCUCGCGCAUAGAGAAGGGGGGCCAUCGCUUCCAGCCCAAGCUGGCGGCGGGGGCCAGGCGUAGACCUGGUCAGUCAAACGCCCUCCCCGCCCCGGCCAGACCACCACCUUCGCCCAGCCCCGCUGGUCCCACUCAGGAUAGGCCGUCAGGUCGAUCCAUGGCUGCCGCUGGCAGCGGUGCGAUGUCUCCUCCUCCUCCUCCUCCUCCUCGGUCCAUACGUACGCCGUCUGCAAGCCCUCAUCCCUCGGGCUCUGCUACCGGGGCGAUCAGAAGUUAUGCCUCCGCUACACCUUCCUCUUCGCGCAUUCAGGCGGCCGGCCAGUCGCCCGUCAAUUUCAAACCUACCAUGCCGAAGGCGGCAAGCAUCGUACCCGGAUCCGGCCCAGGCCCCUCACGAGGGAAGCCUUCUGGUGGUGGAGUAGCACGUAUCACACCUUCCAUGCGGCCUUCUGCCACACCGGUCGCUGGCGAUGCCGUGGCGGUCGACUCUGGGAUCCAACAAGCAAGAACAGCGGCAAGCGACGAACAAAGCAAAGCAUUCUCACCUCCAAAGAGACCGGUCAGGGUCGGCGCUCCGUCAGUGCAGCCGGAGUCAUCGGCUUCUGGAAGCGGAGGUGCCAAAGAUCCAAGCAGCAGCAGUAGUGCAAGGCAGUCCAUUGGCGCAACCUCCCAGCCAAUGGAAGCAGGCCCCUCAAGCCAGGGCGCUAACGUUCCAGCGGAAGGAGCAGCACGGCAGACGAUUGGUCGCCCAAAGGCUUCAUCGUUCAUCCCCACAGGAAGCACUUAUCGUCCGAGCAACAUACAAUUCGCAGCGCCACCUGGGCAUCCAUCUACACGACAAAGCGUGGACCCACCCGCUGCUGGCAUUGGCAACCCAGAGUCACAUCUUCGAAGUGAGACGGAAAGCUCUGACCGCCCUUCGAAACGACGACCGGCCAGCGAGAAUGGGGAUGUGCCGUCGUCUGCCUUUGACCUCUUUUGCCAAGAUCGAGAAGCUCCGCUGCUUGAAGUGAAUCCAAAUAUAACUUGUGCUGCGCUCACCAAGCUACUGGAAGAGGCAUGGAUGGGAGCGAGCAAUCAAGAGAAGUCGUACUGGGAGGAAAAGCAUCAGGAAUUAGUGAUGUCCCACCGAACCGAGCAAGAUGGCAUGACGACACACGGGCCAGACUGGUCUGAUCAGGUGUCAACGGAUGCUGGUGCUCAGAGCGACGAGGACGUUGAUGCUUCGCCAUCUGCUUCCACUGCCGGCAAAAGGAAGCGUGUCAGUACGAAGAGACCCAAACGCAAAAAGCAGGCUGGGGAGCCGAAGAGGCCAGCCAGUGCUUACCUUCUCUACUCGCAAGAGAUUCGCAAAAAUCAGAGUUCCCAAGGCCAAUCUAGUGAGCGCUCGAAAGAAGGCUUUGGUGAAAUGAGCAAACGCAUUGGGGACCAGUGGAGAAACCUACCCCUGGAAGAAAAACAACCAUACCUUCGGCAGGCGGAGGAUCUCAAGAAGCAAUAUGACAGGGAGAUGGAAGCUUGGAAAGCUGAGCACCCCGAGCUGGCCGAAGAAGAGCCCGAAGACACUGACGCCGAUGAGUCUUUGCCUCGACCGCGUCGCAAAGCACGGGCGAAGGUCGUCAAACCGACUGUCAGCGACGACGAACGAGAGUAUCAGGCUCUCGUUGCCGAGCACGGAAGGGACCUGGAAGAUCUUCGCUUGGACCCCAAGGCCACCAGCAUGGCUGAUCUAGCCAUUGCCGAACUCAAAUCUGGACGUGCCUCGCAGAGACUCUUCGAUCUGAAUCGAGUCAGACUGAAACAACUCGAGGAAGCCGCUGCGCUACGCAAGGUCGAGAAGCAGAAGCUCAGGCAAAGGAUGCAGCAGACGGAAGAAAAUCUGAGGAAACAGAAAGCCGGUGAAAGGGUGGACUUGCCGAAGCAUGAUCCAAGAAGAGACGAUCCGAGACGACAUGGAGGCAGUCAGCUGAACGCAUCGCAGCAGCAUCAAUCUGAUUCGCAUGCUAAUACUAGCUCGUCAGAAACAGUGCCCGCCCCAAAUGCGCGCACGGCUGAGCAAGAAGACGAAGAGGAAGUCGAAGCAUUGUCCGGUAUGGACGUGCCCCAGGCCCGCUACAUUGUUCCAGGACUAGAUGACAGUGACGACGACGAAGACAACGAGGUCUCGAGUGGUCAUGCUCGAGGAGGGGCCGCUUCGAGGCACGGACGCUCCGCACACAGAGCUGGCUCUGACGAUGACGAUGCCGCUUCUGACAAUGGCUCAGUGCGGUCAGCCACCUCUGGCGGCACCUACGCUUCACUCCGCGAGACGGCUCACGUGCCUCAGAUGAGGGUUGUCGACGGUCAGAUUGUUCUCGACGAGACGUCCUUGACAGUCAAUCGCAACCAAGAGCAGGCAUUCGAGGAGUCUGAGAUGAUAGACGAAGAAAUCGGACACAAGUUCGUAAACUCGUCCACCGGCUCGAAGCGCGAGAAGAGUGUACGCUGGACUGCAGUUGAAACGGACAAGUUCUUCAAGGCUGUGAGCAUGUGGGGCUCAGACUUCGAGAUGAUUUCUCGUAUGUUCCCGAACCGCUCUCGCAAGCAGGUCAAGAACAAGUGGACACGCGAGGAGCGAGCGAAUCCUACACGUCUGGACGUGGCUUUUGCUAGAAGGCUCCCGGUCGAUCUGGAUCGCUACGCCAUCAUGGCCAAUGUGGAUCUCAGUGGUCCAGCACCUCGAGUAGACGACGGCGCUAUGGGCGUCGAGGAAAGCAAGCUCAUCAAGAAGGGGGAGGCAAGUGACGACGAAGGAAGGGAAGAGGGUGAUGAAACCGAUGGAGAGGUGCGCAAGAUCGACAAGGUCUCUGCUACACCUGAUCCAAGUCGUGCCCGCCGCGGCUCUUCAGCCGGAGAGGCGGGAGGUGCUCGCUCGCUCCGCGCGUCCUCUGUCGCUUCAGCCCGCUCGACUGCUGGAGCUGGUGGUGAUGCCUCUUCCUCUCGACAACAACAGCAAAAGACGCGCCAACAAAUCGAGCGAGAGAAGAGAGAGUCGCGUGAGAAGGCUCGUCGUGCGGAUAGUCUUCGUGAGGGACGCGAGAAGCGGAGUGUUUCCAGAGGCGUCUCCCGUGGUGCUCAGGACGAUGCAGAGGACUACGGCGCUCCGGAGGAGGAAGAAGUUGAGGAGCUGCCUGCGGAGGGGUUCUACUGAGUCUCAACGCCCCGUCCUGUUUAGAAUCGGGUUAGUGAUUCACACCCUGUCGCUUCUAGUCGGUCGUCGUCCCGUAUCGAGUGUUUGUAGCGAAAGGUAUUGAUGUUGUACAAGAUAGAUCCAAGCCGUCUCACAUUACCUAUGCACAUUCCGCUGUCUCCCAA
Messenger RNA from Microstroma glucosiphilum, 3430 nucleotides. RefSeq lists its product as hypothetical. Gene Ontology annotation, cellular component: transcription factor TFIIIB complex. The record is from RefSeq and is a predicted model, not a curated record. The transcript has a single exon. Gene Ontology annotation, molecular function: TFIIIC-class transcription factor complex binding. Bases 72 to 3266 code for a protein of 1064 amino acids. Gene Ontology annotation, biological process: RNA polymerase III preinitiation complex assembly. NCBI's taxonomy places the organism in Eukaryota, Fungi, Basidiomycota, Exobasidiomycetes, Microstromatales, Microstromataceae.